CAGACCCGGGCCCAGCACUGCUGGUCCUCACUAGCAGGAGCUGCCCGUGUCACGCGGUCCUACAGCCGCGGCGGGGGUACCUCGCUGCUGCCGAGCGGGUCAGGUGGGCGCGGGCCGUGGGGCUUGGCGCGGUGGCCGCCCCCCUCCCCCCAGCAGCCGCAGUGGUACAGUCCGCUGGAAAGACUCGGGGCUGCCGGAGUUUCCGCGCCCGCACUGGGUUGGCGGCUCCCCGGAGCAGAGGAGGGCGCGGCGCGGCGGGGGCAGUGGCAGUGGCUAGGGCUGCUGCUGCCGCUACCACCACCACCACCACCACCACCACCACCCCUGUGUGGUGGCUCUCACUAUUUUCUCCUCCCCUUUCUCAGUCAAUUCUUCUUUGAAAUUUUUACCUCUGACCUUUUCUUGCUUGGUUGGAGCCAAGUCCAUCAAGUAGCAGAGUACCUGCUCUCAGAUCAGUAACAGGAAGGAUUGACAGACCCCAGUGCCAAACACCAUUCUCGGUGUUCAAGAUGUCAUUGAAGGUACAGACAAGUAACAUCACAAACAAGAACGACCCCAAAUCCAUCAACUCCAGAGUCUUCAUUGGCAAUCUCAACACAGCGGUGGUCAAGAAGUCAGACGUGGAGACCAUUUUCUCCAAGUACGGCAGAGUGGUUGGCUGCUCUGUUCACAAAGGCUACGCAUUUGUUCAGUACUCAAAUGAAAGGCAUGCAAGGGCUGCUGUCCUGGGGGAGAAUGGGAGAGUACUCGCCGGGCAGACUCUGGAUAUCAAUAUGGCUGGGGAACCUAAACCAAACAGACCCAAAGGACUGAAGAGAGCACCUUCCACCUUGUACAGUGGUUAUGACUUUGACUAUGAAUACUACAGAGAUGACUUCUAUGACAGGCUUUUCGAGUAUCGAGGCCGGGUCUCUCCUGUCCCCAGGGUGGUUCCUGUGAAGCGUCCACGAGUGACCAUUCCUUUAGUGCGGCGUGUAAAAGCAACACUGCCUGUCAAACUUUUUGCCAGGUCGGCCGUCAUUGCAAACAGCUCUGCCAAAUUAAAAUUGAAAUGCAGUGAACUGCAGACAAUCAAAACUGAGCUGACACAGAUCAAAUCCAACAUUGAUGCUCUCCUGGGCAGAUUGGAGCAGAUUGCUGAAGAACAGAAAGCAUCCACAGAGGUACGAAAGAAAGCAGAUGGAAACAAAAGUGAGAUCUCCCAGGAAGACACAGCAUCAGAGACAGAAAUCAACACAGAGGAGCCACUGAAUGGGGAAGAGGGAGAAGAGGAAGGACUCACGCGAGAUGACUGUGAAGAUGAACUGGAGAACAGUCACUACACAGAUGUCGAGGAUGCCAGCCUACAGUAACCAGGUACAACUAGCACAGCUCACAUGCCACUCAAGUCCCAAACAGUUGCCUGAUGGAUUCUGUGCAAAAGUUCCCAGGUUCUACAUGCUUUUAACUGCUCUGGGAGAGGCUCUUUUCUACAAGCCUUGUGAAUUUUCCCAACACUACACCUGACUUUUCAGCUGGGCCUUGGGUUUACCCUUAGUACCAUCUCCUAAGCCACCUGCUUGAGGUUCAAGGAAAGUGACACUUUUUCUUUCCUUCCUCUCUCCUAGUAGCCUAUUCAGAACAGGAGUGAGCAGUGGUGUGAGGGAAGGAUGAGGCUAAACCCUGUAAUGGUAUGUUGAGCCAGAUGAGCAUAAAAUGCAGUGCUGCUGUCAUCUCUGCCUGACAUUCAAAAGGAGAAACAGACUGACAUCUUCAACCCACCUGUAAAGCAAAGACAAAGAAAACCAGUCAUCCAAAUGGAUCCCCACUCCCCUCGCCAAUGGAUUCAGAGCCCUACUGCCAGCACGGAUAGCAGACAAACCCCACACACACCAUGAUCCUCACUGGCCAAGAUGCUGACAGAGGCUGCAUUGACAAACAAAUCAGGGACAUUUUAGAGCUUUUCUUAGGGGUGGGAGAAAGAAAAAUAAGAGAGCAAAGAUGUUUGCUCCUGUGAUACACAGGACCAGCAUGUUUAUUAACUGUGGGAAAAGACUCUCCUGCUCUGAACAAUCUAUGGUUUCAAACUUAUGGUCACGUUCAUGAAUGGGGCAUGCAAGGAGCUCCCCAUUCCUUGUUUGGUUUUCAUCCUGUCACAGUCACCUUGGGUGCACAGUCACUUCCAUGUGUAAGGGAAUGUGUAGCGUGCCCCUUGCUGUGUGCUGGGCUCUUAGAAACUGCAUGAAAAGAGACAGAAAGGAAGCCAUGUACAGAAGAACAAGUGAUUUUGAGCAAGAGAAACAAAGCACCUUCAAUCUUCAGGUAUCCUAGACAUCUGGUCUCCUAGACAUGUGACUGACUAUAGAUUAAAAAAGACGAGGCAAGCAAACAGUCUUUGUGAGGUGGGUAAUGUGAAAGCCUUUACUGGACCAACAAGUCAAACAGUUCAGGGAUGUGAUCAAACUCUUACUCUCUACCACAACACCUAUACCGUGUUCAGUGGACAACUCCAUACUCUAUAGAAAAAUGUUCACACAUGUCCCCUUGCUUCAGCCUCACUCUGGUUUUCCUUGGUCAUGUCAGGGAGUGGGGGAAGGAGGAAAUUGUUCCUUAUACCAAAGGCUGCAUCCAACAUCGCAGUGUAUUGUGAUGGGUCCAAGUGAUGCUGUAACUCACCUAUAUGUAAAAGAUUUGUAAAGAUUAGUGCCAAGAGUGCUGGGCAUGAGGAAACUGGAAUAUUCUGUCCCUACCCGAUCUCCACAUUCAAACUACUCUUGACCUACUCACAACCCUAAGAACAAAAGAUAGCAGCAGACAUAGUGCAGUUUUCUCAAGGGAAACAUUCUGUAAUACAAGGUCUAAGCAGACCUCUCGCAUGUCCAGCUAUUGUGAUUUCACAGCUUCCCUCUUUCAUGGGCUUGUUCCUAGUUUCUAGUUUCCGAGGCUGGUGGAGCCAAGAAUCUCAACCACUCAAACUGGACACCCUUUCAUAUGUAUCUGGUGCUUUGCCCCCAGAGAACUGCCCAAGCCUUCUCCCUGAUAAAGCUCCAAAACAGAAGGAUGAAACCAACAGAAUCAUAGAGAUCUGCUAGACCAGUGUCCGGCAGGCCUCCUGGUUUCUACUGCAACACUCAAAACCUGACUUCUUAUACAGUUUUUACAUGGGGGUGUUAAGGGGAAAGGGAAAGCAAGUCAAGGGCAAGUGUUUCCCCCUUCAAAAGAACCCAUUUUGUAGUGAUCAUGACUCUUGAAGCACAACAUUUGACUUGCAUUUCUUAGUUGAAAAUAAUUCAGAAGAGAUAAAGGGGGCAGCUGUUCUUUUCUUUUUCUUAUUUUCUUUUUUUGUCUUCCUUUCAGCUUUCCUUCCAUCCUUCUGUCCUUUCUUCCUUCCUUCCCCUCUUUAGUUCCUGUACAGUUUGUACAUUGUGUUGUACUGAGCUGUUGUAGAGUUUUUUUCUAGGCUUUGAGAGAUGAGCUGCAGUUUUUGCUAUGAACUGAUCAUGAUGCUGAGGUUUUGGAGGAAGGUAGCCUUGUACAUAAAAAUCCUGUAAAAUAAAAGAGGGAAAUCUA
Molecule: messenger RNA, 3549 nt
Organism: Alligator mississippiensis (American alligator)
Lineage: Eukaryota; Metazoa; Chordata; Crocodylia; Alligatoridae
Gene: RALY
Product: RALY heterogeneous nuclear ribonucleoprotein
Exons: 9
Coding region: 510-1352 (280 amino acids)
Cellular component (GO): nucleus
Molecular function (GO): RNA binding
Source: RefSeq, a predicted model, not a curated record